UUUCUCUCGUUGUGGAAUGGUUAUCGAUGUAUUGCCCUAAAUUUAGAUCCCAUUGUAAAAUGCAUUUCAGUUUAUCGAAAAUAUUUAUUAUCCUCUGAUUUUCGUAAUCGCGAUAAAUAACGCGCAGAGAAACAAAUGCGAAUGAACGAGGAGGAACAUAACCUCUAAGAGUCUCUCUCCGGAUUUUGGAAUAAAAAAAAUCAUGGAAACAGUUGUUAAAUUCUUGUCAUUUUCCACAUACACAUUUUAUCGUAGGAAAAAGGAAAAAUCAUGUUGAAAUAUUCGAGAAAAAUUAAAAAAUUGCGGUAUACUUUUUGGAGAAGUUAUAUCGAUACUUUUAUCUCCGGUAAGCGGACCGUUCAGUAGACCGACAGCGAAUUUGAUCAGGAAUGAUCAGAAAUCGCUGACAAAUCAACAUUGACUGAUUCGCAUUAAGCUCUCGUUACUCUUGUUUUAAUGAACAAAAUAUCACAGUUUGGCCAUUCAUGGUUUGGAGCAUUCUGACAUAACCUGAUAAUAGAUUGAGAGUAGAAGCUGAGUUCGUCAAUGCAUUUUCGCUCCAUUUUUGCCGGCAAUCUGCGUCAACUGUGUAGCAACAUGUCAAAACCUGCUUGAUUUGUCGUCAUAUUUUGUUGACGACAACAUAAUUUGCUAUAUCUCUGCUAAAAUUCUGCCAACAUUAUUGAAUAUGCCAGAAUCUAUAUUAUAUCCAUCACAUCCAUAGUUUCUGUUGGGAAAAUUUAUAACAGACAUUUAUGACAAAAUCUGUUCUUAACACUCCUGACUUAAUAUCUCUCGAGAAGAUGUUGAAGAAUACGUUUAGAUACAUGCCACUGUUGUACAGUAUCGCUAAUAAGCCGCUACACUUAUGGUCGAAACAUGUAUCCUUUGGUGGCAAAGUUCGUAGAGUGAGCGACAAUCAAUUGCAUGGAGAUAAAGUAAUCGAGAUCACUGGGCCUCACGACAACACGAUUCCCACGAAUAUAACUAUUCCUGCCAAAGCACUAGACAUCCUGAAUAUAAAACUUCCUAUUCUCAUAUUAAUUGUAAAGAAUUUGAACUUGUGGUUCAAAUUGGAAGUUCAAUAUCUUAAUAAUGAUUCUCUACUUUUGAUACAUAUGAAGAUAAUAGAUAAGCAACAAUAUCGGAGAAGAUUCUCCUUUAUGACCUACAAUGUUGAAAAACUACCAAGCAUCAAUGCAAGUAUAGCUCGUAUUCCAUUGAGAUUGGAUGACUGUUGGAAUUUCUUAGAGAUAAAUCUUCAAACUCUUUGUCACCAAGUGUAUAAGACGGAUUACGAGGCUCUGCAAAGAGUAACGAUCUAUCAGAAUUGUCAUUUAAGAAGAGUGUAUCUGCAAAAUCGUCAUUAUAAUGAUGAUGAGCUGUAUCGAACUUUCUUCAAUAUGUAUAUGUUAAAGCAGGGAAUCACUUUCAUCGAAAAGUCUUGUCAGACGGAAGAUUGUUACACAGGUUUUAUAAAUUCUCGAAGAAAAGUGAAAUAUAUACAUAUAUUAGCGUAUAUUUAUUUCUUUUUGGCUUUUAGGACCUUUAGAGCAAUCUGAUUUGAAUUGUUUUGUUGAAGAUAAUUCUAGUAGUACACUGUUAACAAAAAUGGAUUCACGUAAAACCGCAGGCAGCAUGGAAAAACUGAAAAGUAAUCUAUCGAUGAAUUUAAAUUUAUAUAAUUCUGAUACAUUAAAAAGGAAUCACAUGUUACUGGAUGCGUUAAAUGAUGCAAUAAAAAAAACGGUAUGUUUUUUGAAGACAAAGUGAAUGCUUCACAAAAUUUCUAGUAAAUGAUCCAGUUAUAGAAAAUAAAUUAAAAAAAGAUAGAUAGAUAAUAGUAGUGACAACAGAAAAAGUAAAUCAACAUUAUGAAAACGUAUAAGACGGAAAACUCUUUACUAAAUAUAAAAAUUAAUAAUCAUACGUCGCGACUUGCGUCUUCUAUCGAAUUAAAAACGAUCAUGAAGAGCCAAUUUUUGAAAAUGUCAACGAAAUAUUAUUCUAAGAUAAUGGAAUUCCAAAACGUCCGCCGAAAAUUCAGAAUGCAGGAGAUACAUAUAUUAACUUAAUGAACUGCACGUUAAAUAAUAACGCUAAUAAAAUACAGACAGGAAAAAAUAAUUCCACGACACCAAAAUUUAAAGUAGAUGCCAUGGGUUUUUUGUCGUUUUUUAAAGCCGAUCUAUCUGAAAACAUUAAGCUUGAUAACAUAAAUAAUAAUGUGUCUGACAUUUCAAGUAAUGAAUACAUUCGUUCUAAGCAUAAAUAUGUAAAAGAGAGUGAUAAAAGUACCGCCAGUCGUUUAAGAUCUUUAGUUAGUAUUGAAGAUGCUGAAAAUUUAAAUGAAAAUAUAUAUAAACAAAUGCAUUCCAUCUCUAAUUGAGAAAGAAGACGAGAACUGGACGAAAUGACAAGGCAUGUAUUUAACGAUGGAUAAAACUUACAUAUCAAAUUUUGUAGCAAUAAAUUAUUCCGCGAAGAAAAAUUACAGGAUAAAGAACUUACCGUAUACAUAGAAUUAUUAUUAUAUAAUAUAACAAGUAUCGAAGAAACUGUCAAGAAAAGUUUACGAACAAAGAUGACAUACAAAUAAAUGUAUUGAUUCGCAAUAAAUUUAACUGCUUUUUAACAGAUUAUUUG
Molecule: messenger RNA, 2646 nt
Organism: Acromyrmex echinatior (Panamanian leafcutter ant)
Lineage: Eukaryota; Metazoa; Arthropoda; Insecta; Hymenoptera; Formicidae
Product: cilia- and flagella-associated protein 20-like
Source: RefSeq, a predicted model, not a curated record